This is a messenger RNA of Neolamprologus brichardi, 1492 nucleotides long. The record is from RefSeq and is a predicted model, not a curated record. Lineage: Eukaryota; Metazoa; Chordata; Actinopteri; Cichliformes; Cichlidae.
AUGGACAAGUCCACUGAGAACCCCGGCAAUGACACGGUGUCCACCAAGAGAAACAAAUCCAUCAAGCGCGAUGAGAAGACGUCGACUGAUGGUGGCAUAAAUGUGGGCAUGAUGGUGAAGUUUAGAAAGAGCCUCCGGCUUCCAACACGGAAGAAUCCUCCGUCACCCAGUGAGUACCGUUGGGGUCUUUAUAAAAUCUGCUUUCAAAUGAAGGCUGAGGAGUAUGAUCCCCCUACAGUUGGAGCACAUCCUGCAGGACCCAGCCCCUGCUGUCUCCUUGGAAUGCUGUCGAAGCUCUGUCUGAGGUGGGAGUUGAAGAUCUUGCAGAUGGUUGCCUCUUCCAGGCAUUCCCAGCUCUCCCUCACUAUCCUUGCCCACCUCCUAAUCCAUCUCACAGCCAGGAUGGUAUCAGUGGACAGCUCAACUGGACACUCACCUGUCCACAACCUGAAGAAGGACCUGCAGUGGGUGGUGGAGGAGGUGAAGAACUGCUACCCACCAGAGAUGGACAUCUGUAACUUUUAUGCAAGAGAGUACCAUCAAACUUUCAGCGCAAGACUCAAACAGAUUGCAGACUUUGAUCUGGAUGACAAGGACUUCGGCGUCCUCCUGCAAUGGGUGAAGGAGUUUUAUCCAGAAAUCCUUGAAAAUCCUGAGCUGGCCAGUAAUAUCAAUACUGAAGCGCUGGGAAACCUGUUUCCUGACGAGUUACUGAAAGCUCUGGAGGAGCAGUACCUCAGCAAACAACAGAGCAACCUGAUGAUUUAUAUUGGCCGAGUAUUGGAUGAAGCAAAGAAAGAGUGGGAUCAAGGAAAGGAGCCGACAAGAGAUGAUGGUUGCUACGCCAGUCCUGUGGCCUAUGAUGUCAUCCAGUUUAUCAACGGCAUCGUGACAUCAGCGCACAAAAUUGUAGGAGACCGACACAAGGCCCAGGAAAUAACAUCCAACCUGAAAGACUUCAUGCAGAGGUAUCAAAAAUUUCACAAAGACAUCAUAAGGCAGAACAAACGGCACAGCAAAGCUUUCAUAAAGGCAAACCUCAGCUGUGUCAAACAGCUCAGGGACUUCCUUGUGAAGCACGAACUGUUCCCAGAGGAUGUGAAGAAAAAAUGUUUGCAGGUCCUGACUGAGAUGAAACAGUCUGCCCACACUUAUUUAUUAACUCCUGUGCACAAGAUCCUCAAACCACACUACCAGAAACUGGGAACUAGUGACUGGCUGAAGAAGAAGACGUUUGAGAAGCUGCUGAACAGCACUGAAGACGAGCUUCAAGAACUUCAGGGUUCGAGUCAGUCCUCUUACCAGGAGCUGAUUGGUCAGCUUCACCAGGAAGUGACAGUAGAAUAUGUCCGGAGGCUCCUGAAAGGAGAGGUCAAACUGAAUGACAGCAAUCAGCAGCAGAAGGCUUACGAGACUGUGAAAGAAAAUGCAGAGAAACUGCACGAGCUGUUUGCCAGAAUGGUGAGACUUGAUCUUUAAUGCACACUUUAAC